AUGUACCCGGUUGAUAAUUACAAAAAUGGACUGAAAUUUGUUAAGAAUUUAGAUCACAACAUUAUGUUGAAGACUAUACAGAACUUGUGCUACAAUAAGACUUCCAAUUUCAACAUGACGUCACCGUUCUUGGUCGACAACAUACUGCAUCAGCAGAAGAGCGACUUCCAGAGCCAGUAUUUGAAUCAGCAGCUGGAGAACUACGUGCUGCAGCGUCAGAGCUACUCCCGGGAGGAUUCGCCGGACGCGGACGAGCCGAAAUGCGACGCGGACGAUGAGAACCGGGAGGAUUGCGCAGAAGAAAACAAAAUCGAACUGGACGAGGACUCGAAAAGUAACGACGAAUGUUAUACAAACGUUAAAAAUGAGUUUUACAAUAACGAUUACUACAACCAGGAGCCCAGGGCCGAGAAGGAGGUGCUAUCAGUCCCGAGUCUGGCCAGACGCUGCCACGUCUGCGGCUCAGACUGCCCGCCAUUCGCGUGCAGGAAGUCUGGUAUAAGACGCUUGGAGGAAUUAGAGAAGCGGUUCAAUUUGAACAGUUACAACGAGAAUUCUGGCGACGAAGCUGACAAAGAGAAGAGUUACAACACCGAGGAGAUGGUCCGCGGCUGCGAGGAGUACAGCAGUGAGCAGAAGAAGCCCUUAUUGAAAUUCAGUGUUAGUGCUAUUCUGGGUGAUCGCGGGGAAGGCAUCGGAAAAAAUAGCAGCAUCGGCGAUUACCGCCAGCCGAUGAUGGGGAACCCCUGGCCGAUCGCGAAGCCCAUCGCCAGCCGACCGGUUCCAGUACAACACCAGCAUCUGCAGCACCUCCUAGCGCACUGCCACCAUCCCUACUUGGCCGUGAGACCGGCACAGGCCCACACCCAAGUGUUUCCCCUGCCGGGGGGCUUCCCGUGGGCUCACAGUUCUAGAGGCAAGCCUCGUCGCGGCAUGAUGAGGCGGGCAGUGUUCUCGGACCUCCAGCGCAAGGGUCUGGAGAAACGCUUUCAGGUGCAGAAGUACAUCUCGAAGCCGGACAGGAAGAAGUUGGCCGAAAAACUAGGUCUCAAAGACAGCCAGGUCAAAAUCUGGUUCCAAAACCGACGUAUGAAAUGGCGGAACUCGAAAGAGCGGGAACUUCUCGCGUCCGGCGGUUCCCGGGAACAAACUUUGCCCAACAAGAACAAUCCCCACCCCGACCUGUCGGACGCGGAGGCUGACAAACAGAAGCUGUCUCCUCUAUCGCCUAUAAACGACGAGCAAAACGAAGAGAAGUCGAAAGUAUACCCGACCACAUCCGAGUUUCAGGGAUACGAAGCCAAGAUGAGCGCCGGAGCGCUGUUCGCGCGGGAGUUUCCCAAUAUCGAGGACGCGGAGGAGUUCGACAGCGACGCCAGCGCCUCCGACGAGGAAAUCAACGUGACCUGA
Messenger RNA from Bombyx mandarina (wild silkworm), 1410 nucleotides. RefSeq names its product homeobox protein Dbx (gene Dbx). Gene Ontology annotation, biological process: regulation of transcription by RNA polymerase II. NCBI's taxonomy places the organism in Eukaryota, Metazoa, Arthropoda, Insecta, Lepidoptera, Bombycidae. Gene Ontology annotation, molecular function: DNA binding; DNA-binding transcription factor activity, RNA polymerase II-specific. The record is from RefSeq and is a predicted model, not a curated record.